UGUACAACACCUGGAAUCAAAUCAAGCAUGCAUGAUAAACAGUCAAAAGAAAGAUGGACAUUGAAAUGGCCGGUUUGGUAGUAGUUCAAUCACAACUUACUCGUUGCUUUUUUAAGUGACGUGUGAGCAUGUCUCAGCUUUACAAAUUGAAAGCAAGCUAUCUUCACGAGACCAGUACGUUCUUGUGAUCUGUACAAGGAAAUACUUGCGAGGAAUGGAGAAGGAAAUUCGAUUCUUUGAGUUGAACACAGGGGCCAAGAUGCCUUCCGUUGGCCUCGGAACCUGGGACUCCGACCCUGGUGUGGUUGCCGUCACCACCGCCAUUAACGUCGGAUAUCGACACAUUGAUUGUGCUCAACUUUAUGGCAACGAGAAGGAGAUUGGGUCUGCUAAUUUGAAGAAGCUGUUUAAUGAUGGUGUAGUGAAGCGUGAGGACUUAUGGAUCACCUCCAAACUCUGGUGUACGGAUCAUGCUCCAGAAGAUGUACCAAAGGCAUUUGAUAGAACCGUGCAGGAUUUGCAGCUUGACUAUCUGGAUCUCUAUCUAAUACACUGGCCAGUUGGGAUGAAAAAGGGGUCAGUUGGAUUUAAGUCUGAAAACCUUACACGGCUAGACAUACCAAGCACAUGGAAAGCAAUGGAGGCGCUAUAUGAUUCUGGCAAGGCUCGAGCCAUUGGAGUAAGCAAUUUCUCUACAAAGAAGCUGGAGGCUUUGUUGGAGUUGGCCAGAGUGCCUCCUGCUGUCAACCAAGUGGAGUGUCACCCUCUCUGGCAGCAGCCAAAGUUGCAUGCCUUUUGUAAAUCUAAAGGAAUUCACCUAUCUGGUUAUUCACCAUUGGGUUCCCCCGCUAUGAGGAUUAUGAAAAAGGAGGUCCUUAAAAACCCAACUCUCCUUUGGGUUGCAGAAAAACUGGGGAAGACUCCUGCACAAGUGGCUCUUCGUUGGGGGCUGCAAAUGGGUCACAGUGUACUGCCUAAGAGCUCAAAUGAGACAAGGAUCAAGGAAAAUUUUGACGUUUUUGGCUGGUCUAUACCUGAUGAUUUGUUUGAAAUGUUCUCUGACAUUGAGCAGGCAAGUAGCUUAUCCCUGUUCUUAUACGUGUGCAUUGCUCCCCAUAUACACCAGAUAAUUAAGGGCACUCCAUUUGUUCAUGAGACCUUCGGUGCCUAUAGGACCAUUGAAGAACUCUGGGAUGGGGAGCAGUGAGCAGCAGAUCUGAUUUUUGAAACAUUACUGUUUUGCAUAUCCUGUUGGAUUAUAUAUUGCAGAGGGGUGAACUAUAAGAAGUUGCAAAAUCUCUGUGUUGGAUAUUGUUUCGAGUUACACUCAAAAUCAAUGAAACAUGGAUUUGGUGACUUCUUUGA
This is a messenger RNA of Juglans microcarpa x Juglans regia, 1365 nucleotides long. RefSeq names its product NADPH-dependent aldo-keto reductase, chloroplastic-like. Lineage: Eukaryota; Viridiplantae; Streptophyta; Magnoliopsida; Fagales; Juglandaceae. The transcript is spliced from 7 exons. The record is from RefSeq and is a predicted model, not a curated record. Gene Ontology annotation, cellular component: cytosol. Bases 215 to 1207 code for a protein of 330 amino acids. Gene Ontology annotation, molecular function: aldose reductase (NADPH) activity.